UUCCAUUUUCAAAAUUACCCUACUCGUAGAUAAGACCACACCACCCUCAGACGGUCAGACCUCACCAAACCGGCCUGAAAAUGGCGAACCUGAGAACAGCCAUGGACUCGGCCUUUUGGGACCAAAACAUUGCCACCCCACAAACCGUAGACGCAACUGCUCGGUCUAUCCCCGGGGAGCCAUUCCCUCUUGAUGGGUCUCGAGCCAGCCGAGCACUCAGAAUUCAACAGCUUUCGCUUCUGGGUAAUGGGUUUCCUCUGGGUAUUAUACCCUCUUACUCUCCGGCUACCCAGAACGAGUUGGGUUCUUUCUCCCUCCAGUCUCUCUUGUUCAAACAAUCACAGCCAACUGGUGGCUCGGACUAAUUACGCAAUUUCGUCCAAAGAAAUUAGUAUCUAAAAUUAAAGCUGAAGUGUACAGUGGGGACGAAUGGGAGCUGCCCACAUUUAAAGAUGUCACUAAGCAUUUCUUGGACAAAUCACUUUAUUCGUUCGGCUUAUGCUCACAGCUAUCUCUGACUUCCUCAACCUCCUUAUUGUUGAGCACAGAAAGGCAUGGCGAGAGGGAGGAACGCCGAACCAGGGCUAUGCUCUUUCAUAAGCUCCCUGAUCAUGAUAUUACUUUGGAAGCAGCAUGGCCUGAGCUCUUCUUAGACUGUAAAGGACAAUAUUGGGAUGUUCCUGAGUCAAUAUCAUUGGACUGUUCAUCCCUUGUAUCUGAAUCUGGCUUGCGGUAUCGUUUUGGUAUACAUAAAAAUAAAGGGAAUCCCCAGGCUGUUAAUUCAUACAGUGGUGAGGCUCCUCUUGCCUUAAUGCCUGGAGUAUGUGCAAAAGGUGCCCUUUCUUAUGAGAAGAGCAUAGAUUUUUGGAGGCAGAAGGAGACAAAAGCGGAUGUCAUAAUAGAGACAGACAGGGGCCGAUUUUGGAGGCCUUCAUAUGAUAUUCGUCUUAGAGAACCUCAUGCAGCAAUAUCUGGAAUUAUUGGUGCAACUUGUGCGGCAUGGUUUGGUGGUGGGAAGAACUCAGUGGCUAGAGAAGAUGAGGACAGCAUUUCUCUGGGUGGGAAGGGUAGAACUCCUUUCAGUGCUGAUCUAUUUGGGUCAGUUUGCUACACUUUCCAGCAUGGGAAAUUCAGGAAGCUGUUUGGGGACCUCUCUAGGGUAGAUGCUCGCUUGGAUGUCUGUUCAGUUUCAGCCCUAACGAAAAAGUUUUCCAGCAUUUUCAGGAAUUCUUCAGAUAGUAAUGCAGAAAAUCCCUUGUCUUCCCCCAGGCUCAGUUUUAUCUUCCAACAGCAGGUUGCAGGGCCAAUUGUUUUUCGAGCCGAUUCUAGGUUUUUGAUUGAUUCAUCAUCUGGGAGACGUGGGCCACAAUUGGAGGAUUUCAUGUAUAGUUUAAGUUACUCUCUGAGGCUUCUACAUUCUGGGAAAGUGGUAGCAUGGUAUUCUCCAAAAAGAAAGGAGGGGAUGGUUGAGUUGCGCCUCUUUGAAUUCUAACUCUUUAAUUUUGUCUGUCUUUUCUUUUUUGGCAUUCAUGGUGGUUUGGUUUGAACCCUAUAAAUACAUACAUCAUUUCGGGGAAAAUUUAUCUGCAGAAAGUGAUUUUCUUUCCAUGGAUUGUUUGAAUCCAUGCCCUUACUCAUGUCAUGCUUAUCAUGCCUUAAAAACACCAGACCUUGCUUGCUUAGGGCUCAGCUUCUUGUGUGUUUGGAAAUAGCUGCUGAUUAUGCUAUAUUUUACGGCUUGAAACUUUGAUAUCCAAGUCAUAAUGGAUCACCACAAAUUUUUAUUUAGUUUUAAUAGGACUUGAAUAAAAUAUAAUUUUAUUUUGUAAAUGACAUAUACGUAGUGUAGUGGAUUUUAUUAGUAUUUGGGUUUUAAAUUCACACGUUAU
Ilex paraguariensis (yerba mate) is the source of this 1889-nucleotide messenger RNA. NCBI's taxonomy places the organism in Eukaryota, Viridiplantae, Streptophyta, Magnoliopsida, Aquifoliales, Aquifoliaceae. The record is from the annotation of a GenBank genome assembly.